Molecule: messenger RNA, 549 nt
Organism: Baudoinia panamericana UAMH 10762
Lineage: Eukaryota; Fungi; Ascomycota; Dothideomycetes; Mycosphaerellales; Teratosphaeriaceae
Exons: 2
Coding region: 1-549 (182 amino acids)
Source: RefSeq, a predicted model, not a curated record
AUGCGCUUCCAAGACUGGGACGUCCUCAUCUUCUCCGCCGGCAGUCAGGUGCCCUUACGCGAGUUCCGCACCGCAUGCUUUGCGCAAGCCGAGAACAUGAGCAGCAUCCCCGUGCUCACCUGCUUCAUGCCGUCUCUGUCCGGCUACGCCCCCUUCACCGUCUCCGUCCAUUCGUGGACCAAGCCUAGCAUACUCGGGAGCAACAACGCCGGUUACGUCCCCAGCGUUGUCUACCAAUGGCGCGUCAAGCUGGUCAUUGACGGCGUGACGGUGGCGACUGAGACGUAUCCGGAGGAUGUGCAGUGGCCCAGGCAGAUUGAUUCUUGUACUGCCGCUGACGCAGAAGGGAAGAGGCUUGCACUCCGCUUCCCCCGCUUCCACCGCUCCAUCAUGUCACAGACCCACUGGAACGCCUGCGACGACCUCGGCCGCAUUAAAAUCCAACUCUCCGCCGGCUACGAGCUUGUUGAGCAAGGGAGCGCAAAGUUCGUCAAGAUCCUCGAUCAUGUCGUCUUCUCCUUCCAGCCGGCGCCGCUUGGUAUGAUGUAA